AUGCGCACUGUCUUGGCUCGGGAGAUGGGUUGCUGCAGUAUUUUGGGCCGCGUCUUGGGUAGAUUGGGGCGAAGGCCAGAGAUCCGCGCAGCUUCCAAGGACGCAGGCUUUGGCACCGAGGCCCGGCGUCAGCUGCAACCUCGAGGCUUCAGCAAACGGUCGACGCCGUUGGAGAACCAGCCCUUCCCAGGGCUGUUGCAGCCAGAGAACCUCAGUCGGGAACAGUUGGUUGAUGUACUGAGGGCAUCUGUGGUGGACCAGAAAGGACCACUAGUGACACUGAACAAGCCACAGGGUCUGCCAGUGACAGGAAAACCAGGAGAGCUGACAUUGCUCUCAGUGCUGCCAGAGCUGAGCCAGUCCCUGGGGCUUGGGGAGAGGGAGCUCCAGGUUGUCCGAGCAUCUGGGAAGGAGACCUCUGGGCUUGUACUCCUCUCCAGUUGUCCCCAAACAGCAAGCCGCCUCCAGAAGUUUUUCACCUACUCACAGAGAACCCAGAGACCCAUAGCCACCUACUGGGCUGUCACUGAUGGGAUCCCAGCUCCUUCGGAGGGGAAGAUCCAAGCAGCUCUGAAACUGGAACACAUGGACGGCGUCGAUCUCGUAGUUCCAGUGAAGCCCCCAUCCCGAAAGGACAUCCUGGAAGGUGUCAAGAGGACCCUCAGCCACUACCGAGUGGUGGCCACCGGCUCUGGCUGUGCCCUGGUCCAGCUGCAGCCAUUGACAGUGUUCCCCAGUCAGCUGCAGGUACACAUGGUACUACAGCUCUGCCCUGUGCUCGGGGACCACAAGUACUCCGCCCGCGUGAGCAUCGUCCUGGGCCAGCGCUUUCUACUGCCAGCUGAGAGCACCAAGCCCCAAAGACAGGUGCUGGAUGAAGCCCUAAUCAGACGCCUCCACCUGACACCUUCAGAGGCCGCCCAGCUGCCCUUGCACCUCCACCUGCACUGUCUCCGCCUCCCAGGCGCUAGGCCCAGGGACACCCCCGUCGAGCUUUUGGCACCCUUGCCCCCUUAUUUCUCUAGGACCCUGCACUGCCUGGGGCUCCACCAACAAUAGUCUUCCUUCUAUUCCAUUUCCACUGGAAAACAGUGGGUAUCGGGGGACUAUAGGCUGAGGAGAUUAACCUAAGAUCAAAUCCUGGUUGGGCCACUUGCUGUGUGGUGCCAGACAAGUAACUUCACCUCUCUGGACUUGAGACAAUAAAAGUACCUAACUCAUAGUAUGGGUUUGAGGAUAUGCUAGCAAGUAAAUGUUUUAUCAUACACCAUGCUUUGUGCUGA
Hipposideros armiger (great roundleaf bat) is the source of this 1283-nucleotide messenger RNA. RefSeq names its product RNA pseudouridine synthase D3 (gene RPUSD3). The coding region runs from base 1 to 1059 and encodes 352 amino acids. The record is from RefSeq and is a predicted model, not a curated record. The transcript is spliced from 9 exons. NCBI's taxonomy places the organism in Eukaryota, Metazoa, Chordata, Mammalia, Chiroptera, Hipposideridae. Gene Ontology annotation, biological process: pseudouridine synthesis. Gene Ontology annotation, molecular function: pseudouridine synthase activity; RNA binding.